This is a messenger RNA of Parathielavia appendiculata, 1155 nucleotides long. RefSeq names its product methionine aminopeptidase. Gene Ontology annotation, cellular component: cytosol. Lineage: Eukaryota; Fungi; Ascomycota; Sordariomycetes; Sordariales; Chaetomiaceae. Gene Ontology annotation, biological process: proteolysis. Gene Ontology annotation, molecular function: metalloaminopeptidase activity. The transcript has 5 exons. The record is from RefSeq and is a predicted model, not a curated record. Bases 1 to 1155 code for a protein of 384 amino acids.
AUGGCCGAGGAACCACCCACGAAGAGAAACUGCCUCGGCGCCGACUGCGAAAACGAUGCCAGCUCUCUGCAGUGCCCCAAGUGCCUCAGUCUAGGCAUCAAGGACAGCUACUUCUGCUCCCAGGAUUGCUUCAAGAAGAACUGGGCUACGCACAAGAACAUCCACAAGCAAGAGAACAAAACCGGCUACUAUAACCCUUUCCCGACCUUCCAUUUCACCGGACCCCUGCGGCCAGUUUACCCACUCUCCCCCAAGCGCGAGGUGCCCAAGUCGAUACCACAUCCGGACUACGCCGAAGAUGGCAUUCCCAAGCUCGGCAGGUCGCUCGUCAGGACCAACAAAAUCCAGCAGCUGGAUGCGAAGGGCCAGGAGGGCAUGCGCAAGGUUUGCCGGUUGGCGAGAGAGGUUUUGGACAUCGCAGCCGCCGCCAUCCGGCCAGGCAUCACCACGGAUGAGAUUGACGAAAUUGUGCACAAGGCUUGCAUUGAGCGGAAUUCCUACCCGUCACCGCUAAACUACAACCACUUCCCGAAGUCGGUGUGCACCUCUGUCAACGAGGUCAUUUGCCACGGGAUACCCGACCGGCGUGUCUUACUAGACGGCGACAUUGUCAAUCUCGACGUCACGCUGUACCACGAGGGUUACCACGGCGACCUCAACGAGACAUACUACGUCGGCGACCGGGCCAGGGCCGAUCCGGACACGGUCCGCGUCGUCGAGACGGCGCGUGAAUGCCUGGAGGAGGCCAUCAAGUUGGUCAAGCCCGGCACGUUAUUCCGCGAGUUUGGCAACGUGAUUGAGGCGCACGCCAAGUCGAGGAACUGCAGCGUCAUCCGCACCUACGUCGGCCACGGCAUCAACAGCGUCUUCCACUGCCCGCCCAACAUUCCGCACUACGCCAAGAACAAGGCGGUAGGCGAGUGCAAGCCGGGCAUGACCUUCACCAUUGAGCCCAUGAUCGCGCUGGGCAAGCACAGGGACGUGACCUGGCCGGAUAACUGGACGAGCACGACGAUCGACGGAAAGAAGACGGCUCAGUUUGAGCACACCCUCCUGGUGACGGAAACGGGCGUGGAGAUCUUGACGGCCCGAAAAGCAGACUCCCCUGGAGGGCCGCUCCCCAUGCCUAGUGAGACCGUCAACGGCACCAAAUAG